AGACCCAACCCUGCUAUCUUGAACUCUCAUAUCAUUACAUCUGCCCUUGGCAUCCAUGUUCUCACGCAUAUCUCAGAUCACUCGCCAUCUCUCAGUCCCCAUCGCGAACAACACCAGACGAUUUGCUCUUGGACGAAUCAUGGCUCCCGUAUCGGCAGAUGAGCGCAACUCGCGCACUAUUUCUACAGCAGCCUGCUUGAUCAUUGGAGAUGAGGUCCUAGGCGGAAAGACGGUUGAUACCAACUCUGCCUACCUUGCCAAAUGGUGCUUCAACCUCGGAAUUAGCCUCAAACGAAUCGAGGUCAUUGCAGAUGAUGAAAGUGAGAUUAUCGAGGCAGUCCGGAGGAUGAGUGAUGGCUACGAUUUUGUAGUCACAAGUGGUGGAAUUGGACCUACACACGACGACAUCACCUAUCAGUCUAUUGCCACAGCCUUCAACCUACCUCUCAAGCUUCACCAGGAGACCUUUGAGAAGAUGAAGCUUCUUUCAAAGCCUCAUCCCAACCAACCCACGUUCGACUGGGAAGUUGAUUCACCUGCCAGAAGAGCUAAGCUUCGCAUGGCAGAACUGCCAACGGAUGAAUCUAGAGAUCUCAAGAAACAAGUCCUCUUCCCCCAGGAAGACCUCUGGGUUCCCGUGUCAGUUGUGAAUGGAAACAUUCAUAUUCUUCCAGGCGUUCCCAGACUCUUUCAGAGACUUCUCGAAGGACUGAAGUCUCACGUUCUACCCCGACUCAGUGAUCCUGAGGGCAAGGGCACACACAGAGUUCUGUUCUCUACUCCCGUCCCUGAGAGUGGCGUUGCCGAAUUCCUCACAACACUGGCGGCCAAGGUUGAGCCCAAGGGUGUCAAGGUGGGAAGUUACCCUCGUUGGGGUAAAGAGAACAACACCGUAACUCUUGUUGGAAGGGACUUGGACUAUCUCGAGAGUCUCGUUGAGGAAGUGGAAGCUGGUAUCCAGGGCAUGCGAGUCACCGCUGAAAGUGACACGGAAGAAGACCCAAAACAGAUCAAGAAGCAGGCAACCGAAGAUGCGGACAAGGAUACAGCAAAGCAAGUUGCUCAGAAACCUUGAAGAGUCGCGGGUGCUCUCAUACUUUCCAAAUCAGUAGAUUGUUGAUGGAGUGUGAUAGUAACUUCAACGGUUCAACUACAGUUGCAUCAGUUGAGCCGGUCAUGUAGAGUCGCUGUCGGCUAGGCGGCGUGUUUGAUUGAUAUCCCUGGAUAUAUGUAGACACAUGUUAUAGAGUGUUCGGAGUUACAGUUACAUGCAGUC
Molecule: messenger RNA, 1276 nt
Organism: Fusarium graminearum PH-1
Lineage: Eukaryota; Fungi; Ascomycota; Sordariomycetes; Hypocreales; Nectriaceae
Exons: 8
Coding region: 56-1075 (339 amino acids)
Source: RefSeq, a predicted model, not a curated record